Messenger RNA from Rhea pennata, 5122 nucleotides. RefSeq names its product thromboxane A synthase 1 (gene TBXAS1). Gene Ontology annotation, molecular function: oxidoreductase activity, acting on paired donors, with incorporation or reduction of molecular oxygen; iron ion binding; monooxygenase activity. The transcript has 13 exons. Bases 1 to 1608 code for a protein of 535 amino acids. Lineage: Eukaryota; Metazoa; Chordata; Aves; Rheiformes; Rheidae. The record is from RefSeq and is a predicted model, not a curated record.
AUGGAGCUUGGAGAUCUCCUGGCGUUUGCUUCCACAGAAAUGAAUAGCACAACUGUCACCCUGACUUUGCUAGCGGUCUUUCUGGUUCUACUGUAUUGGUACUCCACCUCUGCAUUCUCCAGGCUAGCCAAAGUGGGGAUCCGACAUCCUCCACCUCUCCCUUUCAUUGGAAAUCUGCUCUUUUUUCAAGAGGGCUUUUGGGAAAGCCACUCAAAGCUCAUAAAGGAGUAUGGACCGGUUUGUGGGUACUACAUUGGUCGCCAGAUGUUUGUGGUGGUCUCCACACCAGAGAUGAUCAAGCAUAUCUUAGUGACGGACUUCAGUAACUUCAUGAACAGAACUAAGCCGAACCUGGUUUCGAAGCCGAUGCUCGACAGCAUCCUUUGUCUUCGUGAUGACAGAUGGAAGUACGUCCGGAGUCUGCUGACCCCAGCCUUUGGCGACAGCAAGCUGAGAGAGAUGAUACCACUAAUAAACCAGGCCUGUGAUGUCCUGCUGAGUAACUUGAAAGUCUAUGCAGAUUCUGGCAACGCUUUUGAUAUCCAGAGGUGUUACAAGUGCUUUACUUUGGAUGUUGUUGGUAGUGUGGCUUUUGGUAUUCAAGUGGACUCUCAGAAGAAUCCUGAUGAUCCUUUUGUUAAGAAUUGCAGAACGUUCUUUGAAAUGUCUUUGUUUAAGCCUCUCCUAAUUUUAAUCCUUUCUUUCCCAUUCAUAAUGAUCCCAUUGCUCCGGAUUUUGCCAAACAAGAAACAAAAGGAACUGAAUGGAUUUUUUAUCCAAAUCGUAAAGAAUGCAAUUAUCUUCAGAGACCAGCAAGAUGCAGCUGAGAGACGCAGGGAUUUUCUCCAGUGGAUGCUGGACUCCCGCAACGCUGCUGCUUGCCUGGGAGCUGAGUGUUUUGAUGCGAUCAGCCCAGCCACAGCCUCUGGCCACCACAAGGCACCUCUUGUGGGCAAGGCCCCAUCCGAGAAGGUUCAAAAGAUGUUAACAGAGGAUGAGAUUGCAGGCCAAGCUUUUCUCUUCCUGAUUGCUGGCUACGAGACCACCACUAGUGCACUGUCCUUUGCCACUUACUUGCUAGCCACCAACCCAGAGUGCCAGGAGAAGGUACUUCAAGAGGUUGACGACUUCUCAGCAAAGCAUAUCAUCCCUGACUAUCAAACCAUAGAAGGACUCCCUUAUCUGGACAUGGUGAUUGAAGAGACAUUGCGCAUGUAUCCACCUGCAUUCAGGUUCACUCGAGAAGCAGCUAAAGACUGCGUAGUGCUGGGGCAGCGUAUCCCAGCUGGAGCUGUCGUUGAAACUGCAGUGGGACAUCUCCACUAUAACCCUGACUUCUGGCCAGAACCUGAGAAGUUCAUUCCUGAGAGGUUCACAGAGGAGGCCAAGAAGGAGAGGCAUCCCUUUGCAUACUUGCCUUUUGGGGCAGGACCCCGUGGCUGCAUUGGCAUGAGGAUGGGUUUGCUGGAGACAAAAAUGACUCUGCUGAGGAUUUUGCAGAAGUUUCGAUUUAAGGCCUGCCCAGACACUGAGAUUCCUUUGCAGCUGAAAUCCAAAGCUACACUGGGACCAAAAAAUGGAGUCUACAUUCAGUUAGAAUGUCGCUAAAUGUGCUUUCUGAAACUUCUCAGGAGGGGACCUCUCUGUCAGUGACUCACUGGGUGUAAUGUUUUUCAAAACCCCAAAGAGAGGUAGGAGCUUAAGUCCCAUUGACAGUCAGUAGCUGCUGUCUCACUGACCUCCUUGUGGGACUGCAGAGCCUCAAGUCACCUUUUGUAAAUGGGACAUAGGCUCCAACAUCUUUUGGUGGUUUUUGAAUUGCUGUGACUACUAUAUGCAAAGGAGCAUCCCACUUUUCAACUGCUUUUCUAGAUCACAAUUCCUUUCAUUCAUGUUUGAGAAUGCUUUCUGCAGGCUCCAGUUCAAUAAAUGGAGCAUGUGUUAAGUGUACAGUAGAUUUAUGAUAGGUUUUAAUUACAAUUCAUUAUCUGUCACAUCCUGCUGAUGCACCCUAUAAUCCUGCUUCUAGAAAAAAAAAUUCAGAGGCACAAGUUAUAACAGAAGACCUGCAAUCAAGGGCACUGUUUUUUUUAUUCCUAAAUUCUGCUAAAAAUUAAAGCCGAGUCUCUUGCACCAUGCUUAACCUCUCCCUGUGUCUGUGAACUGCAGAGAGCUGCAUGUCCUCAUGCUUUUGAAGUGCCUUGAAAUACACUUAGAUUAACAAUUCACACUUGGCUUAUUGCAUUGAUGUGGUUGAAGAGAAUGAUGAGCUCCCCUGUUUAGCAGUCAAGUUCCAGUAACUCAGACCAAAGAAAUGAGGCAGCAGCCAUUUUGCUCGUUACUGAACUGCUGCUGUGAAGGAGGAGGAAAAGAAGAUAGGAAUUCAAAGGGAGCAGGAGGACUAAGGGAAAUGUAAGGGGGAUCAGAAGGUGUUGCUACAGUAUCUGCUUCGCUGCUUGGAAACUUUUCCUUUCCAAGCAUUGCAGCUGGCACCAUCCUUGUCUGGUGCAUUAGCUCAAGGAAAUUAAGAGGGAUGCAGGCAUUAAUGCCACUGGUGAGGUGCAGGAGCCAGAAGCAUUAGUCCCAGCAGCUCUGAUUCCCUAUAAGUGUGCUGGAGCAGGUCACAUCACAAAUGCGUGCCUUGCUCAACACAGUGGGGAAAGUAAGUGCUUGCUUAACUGCCAACUGCAGCAGCAAGGUGGAGGCAUUCAGGCUGUAUGGCUGUCUGCAUGGACCUUCACAGCUAAAACAGCAGGAUGUUUUUACUCUUUGCAGUCCCUCCAUGGUCUUCACUACUCCUCUAUCAAGGCCUUCAGUCACCACUCAGCAGUGAAACAUCACACACUGGAGACUGACCUGAAAAAACUUCUUCAGCAAACUGUUCAACUGUAAAACAGAACUGUUAGAGGAGAUAGUCUCAGGGUCCUUUUUUCUUUAGUUUCUAUAAAAAAGCAAAAAUUCUUAUAGAAAUGUAAGCAUAUGGAAGUGCUUUUCUGUUCUUUGUGAGUGCUGAACUUCUGCCUGGUGACAUGCUCUGCUAGAGGUUUCCUUAGGUACAGCAUCUUAGGUGUGUGGAACUCCAGUAGUAGAAAGAGAUGGCCUGGUCAGGUUCACUAUAAGGAGAUCUGGAAGGAGCCAUCUAGUCACUGAUGACUAGCUAUAGUUUCUCUCUCUAGGAAGCACAUUUAGCUGCCUUCUUCCCACAUACUGCCUUUACACUCACCAAAUUACCUUGCUUCUGGAAGAUGUUUUUUUUCUUACAUAGGAUUUUUUUUUUCCGACCAGAAUGGUACAGGUAGUAGUGGUGAAGUACUAACAUGGCAGUCAUGGAACUGUUCCUGAGCAUUUCUGAAAUGCUAAACGCAAGUGCCCUUUUAUAGGCACACCAAAUUACUGAUGGAGCAAUUGUUAUUUGAAUAGCAACAUACUGUAUUUAUCCUAAUUUUUACACACAUUCUCCAUUCUUCCCCCCUUGAAAAUACUACACUGACAGCUGAUUUACUAUACUGCUUGUAUGUGCAACUGCAGUAAAGUUGGAUUGUCCUUCCCACCUACCUGAUAAAAGCAGAAAGCAUUAGUUGUUUAUUCUUGUUUUUCACUUCACAGUGUGAAGUCAGCCAUCAACAACUUGUUUGUCCCCUCUAAAUUUUUCACCAUAGUACUUCCUUAUUUGCCUUAGCAUAUCUCUGUGAACAAAUACUUCCAGUCUAAAAAAAGCUUGUGAUCCUCUCUUUUAUAGGCUAUUCUGCAGCUUAUCUGAAUGCUCUUUGUAUCCUCAUAUUUAUCCAAGAGAGUGCAACUAAGUAGUAGAGCAGUUGAACAAUUCACAUUCACCUGACAGAGCACCAUCAUCUUGAAUGCUCUGUUGACUCAACUGGAAAAAAUAGCAGUGCACUGGCUGAAUUGUGCAUCACAUUUUGCAGGCUUAAAAACUGUGUUGAGAUCCCUUCCCAGCUACUUCUAAGUUGAACACAGGCAAUGUAUGUGUCUGUAAACUCACCUGAGCAUGAGGUAAUGAUGUUUUUCAACUGUCCUACAAAGCUUUCUAGCUGUACAGUCAAAGAAUGGGAGAGCGAGGCCAGAAUGUAAACCAUCGUAUUUACUACUACAAAUUGACAGGUCGAAAUAGGUUAGAAUAGAGGAACUAGUUUUGCAGCUGUAGGCCAAACUGCGUUUCUGGAAGUAUACCAUCCCUUCUUGGGAAUGCAGGCCAGUGAGACAAUUAAGAAUCAAACAAACAGAAAGACGGUAACUGUCCAGUAGUACAGUAAGAGUCCCAAGCCAUUCCUUCCUUUUAAACAAUAGCUGCUGAUAUAGUCAAUCUUCUAUUUUACCAGAAUACUUAAUGAUUUUGGCUCUCUCUCUGGCUAAGAUAUGCAAUGUAUCUAAAGAGCUGUGAGACUAGCAGUAGCACUCCAAAACAGAAACUAGCAUAGUGUAUUAAUGAUAGUGUGUAAGUUACAUGUAUGUAACAGAGUCUGGGCCUGAUCUUGAGCACAGUUCGGUUUAGAAUUUGUAAAAGGUUCAAAGUGAGCUCUGUUUAUAGCUGCAACACAAAAACGUAACAUUAUAUCUUUAAGUACUGGUAGCAUUUCAGGUAUUGCAUGCCUAUUUUAAAAGAAUAGCAGCUCAUUCCAGGGAGGAACAAAGAAGCUGGUUUAAAAUAAUUUCACUCCCCAGAAACAGUGUGUUGUCUCACAUUGCUGAGCUGUGGGUUUGUUUUAAGAUUAGGCACAUCUCUGUUACAAAGUGGUCCUAGCCAUUCUCUGACAAAUGAUGUGAAGGCUGUUUGAUAAAGGAAAGUUUCUAUUAGAAACAUCAUCUAGGAAUUUGCAGUGAUUACUGAAAGCUGUCAGUAUAAAAUGGUAUUUUUAAUGAGACUGCUGAGAUAGAAAACCUUUACAGUUUUGUACUUUAUAAGUAGUAUUCCUGGGAAAAUGGAGUCUUAGAAAUAAUUAAGCUUGGUGGCAAAUUUGACAUUAAACUACAGAACUUCCUCUCUAUAAGAUUUUUUGUGAAAUGACCAACUUCUCAUUUCCCUUUGUUAAAUGAUAUUUCAGCCUUGGACACAGCUUUGACUAGUAACAGUAACAUAUUUACAGUAGUAAAUAUGCUAAAAGGA